CGCGGCGCUCCCCGGAGGGCACCCGCGGUGGAGCGUGGAGGGGGGCGCGCGCUGGCUGAGUGCGCGCAGAAAGCAGCUACGCAGGAGAGAGGGGCAGAAGCCGAAUGGUGGAGCUGAAGAUGGCGGAUGGCGACAGCGGGAGUGAGCGCGGUGGUAGCAGCGGGGGAGGAGGCGGAGGCGGCUUCCAGCACUUCCAGCGGGACCAGGAGACCCAGGAGCUGGCGUCCAAGCGCCUUGACAUCCAGAACAAGCGCUUCUAUCUGGACGUCAAGCAGAACAGCAAGGGCAGGUUCAUCAAAAUCGCCGAGGUAGGGGCCGGGGGCUCCAAAAGUCGCUUGACCCUCUCCCUGUCAGUGGCGGCGGAGUUCCGUGACUACCUCGGGGAUUUCAUCGAGCACUACGCCCAGCUGGGGCCUAGCAGUCCGGAGCAGAUAGCCCAGGCUUCUGUGGGGGAGGACGGCGGGCCCAGGCGAGCGCUCAAGAGCGAGUUUCUCGUCCGGGAAAACCGCAAGUACUACCUGGACUUGAAGGAGAACCAGCGGGGGAGGUUCCUGCGGAUCCGGCAGACCGUAAACCGUGGACCGGGCUUCGGAGUCGGGGGCCCUGUGGGCGGCAUGCUGGCCGGCCAGACCAUAGCCCUUCCGGCCCAGGGGUUAAUAGAGUUUAGAGACGCCCUUGCUAAGCUCAUAGAUGAUUACGGGGGAGACGACGAGGAGCUGACCGGGGGCACCGCCGCCGGGGGCUACGGGGAGCUCCCCGAGGGCACCUCCAUCAUGGUGGACUCCAAACGGUUCUUUUUCGACGUCGGGUCCAACAAAUACGGAGUGUUCCUGCGCGUGAGCGAGGUGAAGCCCAGCUACAGGAACUCUAUCACCAUCCCGUUCAAAGCCUGGAGCAAAUUCGGAGGAGCUUUCUGCCGAUACGCCGAGGAGAUGAAGGAGAUCCAGGAGAGGCAGCGGGAUAAGAUGUACGAGAGGAGGGAUGAGUCCGAGGGAGACGACGUGGAUGACGACUGAGAAAACUAAAGUCAAACAGCUGUUAGUCCAGUUACACGACAGAUCUGCAAUAUAGGGGUAUUUUGCAAAAAAAAAAGAGAAAAAAAAAAGAUAAAGUGCAUGACAAAUCGUGCUGUAAUAGCCUACUAAAGUAUCGUGGCGUUAAAAAAAAAAAGUACAUGUGCAGGGAAUUAUUGGUGUAUUAUCCUAAAGUUUGUAGGGUUGAGGGUUGGAGUGGUUGUGUGAAUCUGAAAGUGGAAAAAAAAAAAAAAGUGGACUAAAUGUGUAAAUGAGAUAUAUCUCAUUGGCUGAAAAAAAAAAAGAAGUGUGCUUUAUUGUAAAAACGACAAAAAAAAAAAAGAAGUAAAAAGGAAAGGAAAGAGAGAACCUACUAAAACCAGCAAAUUGGUUUUUAUAACUAGAAAAUGAAGCCAAUGAAUGCUUUCCUAUCUGCAACAUAGUUUAUAUUUAAAGAGUGAGGAGUCAACCUGUUUAAGAUGUUUUCCUUGCUCACUCUUAAGGAGAGAAGAGAGCGAGCAUCCAUUGUACUUCCUGUUCCGGUCCAGGUCUCUCCCUCAGUGGGCAGUUUUUGUGGGAAUUUUCUUUGCAAGUCAGUCAGAUGAACCCGAGAGGAAUGUCUAGAGAGAGCUGCUGUCGCUCUGUGGAUGCUUUGCGUUAGAUGUGUCAGCAGAUGAGGAGCCGUCAAACAACACGGAGCCCAGCAGCAGCAGAAGGCCGUUAGUUAAAAAGACUACCCAAAAAAAAAAAUGUUAGUGGAAGUUACUGAGAGGAUUAUCUGUAAGCCCAAACAACAAGGGUCUCGCGGACUAAAUUAAAGUUUUGACUCCAGUAGUCAAUUACAGUGCGGAUCAGCUGGGUUUUAUGUUAUACAUACAAUCUUUGCAAUAUUUUCAAAGCAUAAUUCAGAUAGUUUGACGUAUAAGAUUCACAUUCAGCGAGGACUGGCGGCUUGUUUCCUGACUCCAGAGCAUCCCUGGUGUCUGAGAGCGGCCGCUCUCUGGAACGCCAACACACUGGGAGAGGACUUUGUCUUUUGUGGAAACGACGCACAGAUAAUAUACAUGAGACUUUUUAACGAUGCUCAUUUUUGCUCCCACGCGCCACGACAAGGGACCAGAAACCCGGCGAAGAGCGUCCGUGAUCUUCUAGCUCAGCCGUGGCUGCAGAGCGUCAGCGGCUGGUUUUCGCCCAUCAGCCUCUCUGUCGUGGUCAGAGCUGGACGGACGUCCGUCUCCACCAGCCGCAGGCCGCGCUCUGACAUAACUGACAACAUCUUCCAACACGUGAAGACCCUGGACAGAAACGCAGUGAUGGAUGUUUUCUUUUUGUUUUUGUUCAUUUUUAUUCUUGUUUUUUUUUUUUUUUUUCAAAAGAGAACUAUAUUGAAAUGAGAUUCUACUUAUAGGAAAGAUAUUACCAAACAAACCAGCAAAAGAUAUUUUCAAAUACUUAUAAAGGAAAAUGUAUUGUGUAUAAAAAAAAAAAAGAAGAAUUUCAAGACUAAAAAAUAAAAGAAAAGGUUAAUUUCUUAAAACAAAGUUGUGACUCAAACCUCCAGAUUAUUUUUCAUUUUGUUUUUCCUAGAGUGAAAGUAUAACACUUCCUUAAUUAAAACUACUUUAAAUGCAAUAA
Messenger RNA from Seriola aureovittata, 2648 nucleotides. It is a transcript of the gene purbb, whose product is annotated as purine-rich element binding protein Bb. The transcript has a single exon. NCBI's taxonomy places the organism in Eukaryota, Metazoa, Chordata, Actinopteri, Carangiformes, Carangidae. The coding region runs from base 105 to 1016 and encodes 303 amino acids. The record is from RefSeq and is a predicted model, not a curated record. Gene Ontology annotation, molecular function: purine-rich negative regulatory element binding; DNA-binding transcription factor activity, RNA polymerase II-specific; RNA polymerase II transcription regulatory region sequence-specific DNA binding. Gene Ontology annotation, cellular component: nucleus. Gene Ontology annotation, biological process: regulation of transcription by RNA polymerase II.